AUGGGUCUGUCAUAUGAUUCAGCUCUAAUUCAACAGAAGCAAUUUCUUGGGCUUCUUGCAAGAGCGGUGGAGAACUUCAAGAAAAUCGGCCCCAAAAAUAUCACUGUUGCCAUAGCACGCAGUCGACUCGUAAAUGUCGAAAAAUAUUGGGAACGCAUUUUGGAGCUCAACGCACAACUCGAAGAAUUAGCUACGGACGAAGAUCGUUCGGCAGAGCCAUAUUUCACCGACUGUCUUUUCUACGCCGCAGAGGAGACCUUCCUGGGAGCCUCGGACUACAUAACAGCCUGCGUAGAUAAGUUAACACCGUCUACUUCUAAUGCUACACCUCCGAUUCAUAAUUCGACCAUAAACGAAACUCAGUCGCAAAAUAAGUCUCCAUUUUUGCCGCGCAUAACUUUGCCAAAAUUUUCGGGAAAUUAUACCGAUUGGGUCAAUUUUCGAGAUAUUUUCGCUUCUCUCGUGCAUAGUAGUACAAGCCUAUCGAAUGUUGAACGCUUUCAUUAUUUAAAAUCGAGCCUAACCGGAGAUGCAGCAUUAGUACUUAAAAACAUUUCGAUUACGGACGCGAAUUAUGCUUCCGCGUGGAACACGCUCAAUUCGCGUUAUAAUAAUCCUCGUGCAAUUGUAAACGCGCAUUUGUCUGCAUUAUGCGAUCUCGCGCCAGUAAAGCACGAAAAUGCUACAGAAUUGCAAUUUUUACGCGAUCGAACAAAUGACGUCAUUGCGGCGCUCACUACGUUGGAACGACCUGUAUCCGAAUGGGACGAUUUGCUUGUAUUUUUAACAGUUAAAAAACUCGACAAACAUACGCGAAUGGAGUGGGAGUUCAAACUCGGCGAUUCUGAGGACUUCCCCUCCUAUGAUGAUUUAGAUUCGUUCUUGUCUGCGCGCAUCCGAGCGCUCGAAUCGGUGUCGUGCGUCGGUCCGUCUACUAACGCGUCGACGAAAACAAGCGGAUCGCCGCAUUCGAAAUCAACUCGCGUACUCACCGCAACCGAGAAGCAUGAACGGUGUACUCUUUGCGCAAAUGAACACCAACUGUACCAGUGUCAAAAUUUUAAAACCCUCGAGCUCGAAAGUCGAAUGAAAAUUAUCCGAGAUAACAAUCGAUGCAUAAACUGUUUGCGCGUUGGACACGCGGCCUCAAAGUGUCGAAGCAAAUUUAGAUGCGCUCGUUGCAAGGGAUUGCACCAUACGCUGCUGCAUCAGGAUCGGUCUGCUGCACCGGUGCAAUCGGUAAACCAUGCGGGAACGGCGUUAAGCCUAGACGCUAAGCCUUUUACUGAUAACACUGCAACUGGAUUUGCUGCUUCCGACAUUGAAACGUCGCUGUCUUGUCCGACUAAAAUUAAUAACGCACCAGACAAUCUUACUGCCUCUAACCCUCGGCCAUGCGGCUCAUGCAAUACGGCAGGUGGCAACGGAGUCGUAUUCCUCGCGACCGCAACUGUCGUUGUCAAGUCACCGGAAGGUCGGACCUUCCGAGCUCGCGCUUUACUCGACUCUGGAUCUGAGUCUACCUUUAUUUCAGAACACGCCGUACAAGCUUUGCGCGCGAAGCAACAUAAGACUCAUAUCGAAAUUACCGGUGUAGGUGCACAAGCACAAGGGCUUGUUCGCGCACUGACGAACAUUACUAUUGAACCGCGUGAUGGACAGGGCCCAACGAUUGCGGUUAGAGCACUAAUUCUGAAGAAAUUAUCUUCGUACAAGCCGACAGCGCAUAUUGCUCCCGGCAAAUGGCCGCAUAUAUCGGGAUUGCCGCUGGCGGAUAUUGAUCCGUCAGACCCUGUUCCCAUCGACCUCUUGAUCGGUGCGGACCUGUACGGGCAACUGCUCUUAGACGGGUUGCGCAAAGGACCGCUAGGUUCCCCUACCGCACAACGGUCCAUUUUCGGUUGGUUACUCAUCGGUCCCUCAUCCAACUACCACAGCAUCCGCACAUCCGCGACGACUUUACAUUGCUCGUCCGUAACAAACGUCGACUCGCUUCUCAAGGCAUUCUGGGAAGUCGAGGAAGUAAACACGCCAAACAUCCUUUCAGAAGAGGAUCUCCGAUGCGAGCAACAUUUCGCGUCAACGCACCAACGCUUACCAAAUGGACGGUACAUGGUGCGCCUCCCUCUGAAAGAUAUAUCAAUGCAAAUCGGCGCAACUCGCCAAGCGGCGAAACGCCUUCUUGAAAAAUCUGAAUGCCAGUUAAUUCGUCAAUUGGAAGUUUUGGGAAAAUACAAAGCGUUUAUGACCGAGUAUCGCGAUCUCGGCCAUAUGAUGCUCGCGCCACCCCACUCUUCUAAAAUCGGGACUACGGUGUAUUUGCCACACCACCCGGUCUUCAAACAACAUGACCCGUCGAGUAAAAUUAGGAUCGUCUUCAAUGCGUCACAUCGCUCAAGCGACGGAAGCACGCUUAACGAUCACUUACUUUGCGGUCCCAAGCUGCAGAGCGAUCUGCCAGCUAUAAUCCUUCGGUGGAGACAACACCGAUACAUCUACACGGCGGACAUCGAGAAGAUGUUCCGUCAAAUUCUCGUUCACCCUGACGAUCGAGACUAUCAGAGAAUCCUUUGGAGAGAUUCUCCCUCUGAACCCAUAGCGGAGUAUCAAUUAGCUACCGUUACUUACGGUACGGCCUGUGCUCCCUAUCUCGCACUACGCGUCUUGCGGCAGCUUGCUCACGAUGAGCGGGCGCAUUACCCACGUAUCGCCGGCAUCAUUGAGGAGGAUACCUACAUUGACGAUAUCUUCUUUGGUGCUGACGAUAUCCAGACCUUGCGCGAGAUGCGAACUGAACUCGUCACUCUAAUGAGCAAAGGCGGGUUCACUCUCAAGAAAUGGUACUCGAAUGAGCCAUUGCUCUUGGCGGAUAUCUCCGCUACCUCUUCCGACCCUUCCUUGCUGCUCCACUUGGAUCAGGAGGGGAGUACCAAGGUGCUCGGAAUACACUGGCAUCCAGCCACCGACUCAUUCCGGUUUUCCGUAACCGUGUCACCUACCGGAUUUCCGACGAAACGGCUCGUACUAUCGGAAAUCGCCAAGCUCUUUGACCCCUUAGGAUGGGUCUCCCCCGUCACUAUACGGGCUAAGAUCCUAUUGCAGGAGUUAUGGCUCCGAAAGGGCGAUUGGGACGAUCCACUACCCGAGGACUUAGCCAGACAGUGGCAAGAGUAUUGUCGCGAUUUGCCGGCCCUUUCUCGCAUUUCCAUCCCUAGGUGGACAGGUCAACGAAUCGAACAUGCUACCCGGGAUUUACACGGUUUCGCCGAUGCCUCAAAUCGCGCAUACGCGGCUGUAGUAUAUCAGCGCGUGCUUCACCCAACUGAUCCACCGGAAGUCACCCUGCUGGUCAGUAAGACCAAGGUGGCCCCUAUCAAGACACUGAGCAUACCCAGAUUGGAACUCUGUGCAGCGUCACUACUCGCGAAGUUAAUGUCCAACGUUGUCUCGACUGGUCGCGCUUCGGACGCAUCCCUACAUUGCUGGACCGACUCCACCGUGGUACUAAGCUGGCUUAACGAGCAUGCGUCGCGGUGGAAGACGUUCGUCGCCAAUCGAGUGUCUGACAUACAAACGCGGCUACCCACGGCUACUUGGCGCCACGUGCCAAGCAAGCAUAACCCUGCGGAUAUUGCUUCACGGGGUAUUUCACCCUCAGAGCUGGCAACCACGAUCUUUGGUGGAAUGGAUCACAGUGGCUCAAACUUGAACCUUCCGAGUGGCCACACAACCCACUCAUCACCAUACCGGACGAUGAGCUCGCCCGUAAAACCCCAACGACACAAACUGCUCACGUCAGCACGGAGGAGUGGGACCUACCCACGAAAUUCUCCACAUGGCCUCGAUUAG
Messenger RNA from Trachymyrmex septentrionalis, 3849 nucleotides. RefSeq lists its product as uncharacterized. The record is from RefSeq and is a predicted model, not a curated record. The coding region runs from base 1 to 3849 and encodes 1282 amino acids. Gene Ontology annotation, molecular function: aspartic-type endopeptidase activity. The transcript has a single exon. Lineage: Eukaryota; Metazoa; Arthropoda; Insecta; Hymenoptera; Formicidae. Gene Ontology annotation, biological process: proteolysis.